GGGCCGGGUGGCCGGGGUCCCGGGCCCCGCAGCGGCGGCAGCGGCGGCGGCGGCAGGAUGAUCAAGCUGUUCUCGCUGAAGCAGCAGAAGAAGGAGGAGGAGUCGGCGGGCGGCACCAAGGGCAGCAGCAAGAAGGCGUCGGCGGCGCAGCUGCGGAUCCAGAAGGACAUAAACGAGCUGAAUCUGCCCAAGACGUGUGACAUCAGUUUCUCAGAUCCAGACGACCUCCUCAACUUCAAGCUGGUUAUCUGUCCUGAUGAGGGCUUCUACAAGAGCGGGAAGUUUGUGUUCAGUUUUAAGGUGGGCCAGGGUUACCCGCAUGACCCCCCCAAGGUGAAGUGUGAGACGAUGGUUUAUCACCCCAACAUUGACCUCGAGGGCAACGUCUGCCUCAACAUCCUCAGAGAGGACUGGAAGCCAGUCCUUACGAUAAACUCCAUAAUUUAUGGCUUGCAGUAUCUCUUCUUGGAGCCCAACCCUGAAGACCCACUGAACAAGGAAGCCGCCGAGGUCCUGCAGAACAACCGGAGGCUGUUUGAGCAGAAUGUGCAGCGCUCCAUGCGGGGUGGUUAUAUCGGCUCCACCUACUUCGAGCGCUGCCUGAAAUAGGGCUGGCGCAUACCCACCCCUGCCAGGGCCACCAGCCCCGGCGUCCCCUGCAGAUAUUUAUUGGGGGCCACAGGUGGGGGGACAAUGGGGCGGCCGGUGGGGGAAUCCCAUGCCCUGGCCGGCCACCCCCCCUGCUACCCGCUCCUAGUUUUUUUUUUUUAAACCACCAUGUGAUUAAGGUCGGCGCUGCCUCCCCCGACCCGCUCAGCGACGGGAAAUGAAUUGGCUUGUCUAGCCCCCCGCUGGGUGCUGUCCAGCCCCACCCCCUACUCUGGGCUCUGGGGUGGGUGGCCAUGGGGACUGGGUGGCUGGGGACCCGGCACCCCACCCCUCCACCACUGGAGGUCCCACCAGGCUAUUAAAGGGGAAUGUUACUGCA
Molecule: messenger RNA, 988 nt
Organism: Budorcas taxicolor (takin)
Lineage: Eukaryota; Metazoa; Chordata; Mammalia; Artiodactyla; Bovidae
Gene: UBE2M
Product: ubiquitin conjugating enzyme E2 M
Exons: 6
Coding region: 58-609 (183 amino acids)
Source: RefSeq, a predicted model, not a curated record